Stegostoma tigrinum is the source of this 1184-nucleotide messenger RNA. RefSeq names its product SPRY domain containing 4 (gene spryd4). The record is from RefSeq and is a predicted model, not a curated record. The coding region runs from base 50 to 685 and encodes 211 amino acids. Gene Ontology annotation, molecular function: protein binding. NCBI's taxonomy places the organism in Eukaryota, Metazoa, Chordata, Chondrichthyes, Orectolobiformes, Stegostomatidae. The transcript is spliced from 2 exons.
CCGUGAAGCAAUGUUUUGACGUUAAGGAUGGAUCGCUUGUGAUCUGAAGAUGGUGGUGUGCUGGAGGAUGUUGCGAGGAAUUAGGUAUCGGUUCUUGCUUGUGGUGGCGAGGAGGCAAUUGUAUGCUGUGGAAUCUCCCAAACGCUACUUGACUUUCAAAUUGGAUGAGAAGACAGCGCACAGUUGCUUGGACCUUUUCAAAAAAGAGACAGGAGUUAAAUACCGUACAAUCGGCAUCGACCUAAGUAAAGUUCCAAAAAACCCUGAGCGCUUCAGAGAGUGGGCUGUGGUCUUGGCUGAUGUCACUCUUUCAACUGGAAAACAUUACUGGGAGGUAACAGUGAAACGGUCUCGGGAGUUCCGAAUUGGGGUGGCAGAGGCAAACAUGUCACGAGAAGAAUGUAUUGGUGCCAGUGAUUGUUCCUGGGUUUAUGCCUAUCUCCAGAGGAAGUGGUACUCCAUGUCUUCCAAUGAGAUGGUGCCAAUUGGCUUCUUUGGAAAGCUGGAUCGAGUUGGCUUUCUCCUGGACUGUGAAGGCAACAAGUUUAGUUUAAUAGAUGUUGAGAAAGUGGCAGUUAUUAGCACCAUAACGGCCGAGUUCAAGAUGCCACUAGUUCCAGCCUUUGCACUAUGGGAUGGAGAACUCUUAACACAUUCAGGCAUGGACAUUCUGCAAGGCAUCUGAAUUCCCUCCUGCCUGCCAGUGAAGAUGCCUUCUAUCUGGAUGUCAUUCAGUUUGCCAUGUAAUUUCUAAGGAAAGUGGCUACCAUAGCUCAUCUUUCCACAUACACACAGGCUUUGAAAAUAAACUAUCCUUUUGACCUCUCAACAUUCUAUCUGAAGACUGUGUCCAUGUUCUGUCCAGCUGUAAAUAGUGCUAUUAUUGAGAUCCAUGUAAUCUCCUGAGGAUAUACAUGUAACCUCUUUUAUAAUGCAGAAGAGAAUUUUACAAUGCGAGGACUUAAAUCUGUUGCUGCUCAUUCUGCUUCUGGCUUUGUUCAACUCUUUCCACAUCGGAUAAUUACAUCACCACCUCUCAAAAUGCCAAGAUGUAACUUAAUUAAGCUCUAGAGUUGGUAUUAAAAAGCCAAGACUAACAAUGUAAAUGAUCAACAAUGUUGCAUGAAUUUGUAAUUGUGUAUUCUGUCUGUAUUCUAAGAUUUUAAUAAAAUAUGCAUGUCAAA